ACAUUUAGAGGACGCACAACUGUCUCUCUUACACGUCAUUUAUUUCCCCCGCUGCUUGAUUUCCAGGGUUUCUGUGUACAUUUCCUGCAGAAAUCAUGUCCAAUUCGGUAUUUUCCGUUAUAUCGCGUUUUGUGGAGGAGUACAGGAGCAGCACACCGAACAAGCUGAAGAUGAUCGACGCGUAUCUGCUGUAUAUUCUGCUAACCGGAGUGUUCCAGUUCCUGUACUGUGUGUUGGUGGGAACCUUCCCCUUCAACAGCUUCUUAUCUGGAUUCAUCUCAUGUGUGGGAUCCUUCAUUCUGGCUGUCUGUCUUCGCAUCCAGAUCAACCCUCAGAAUAAGAGAGAUUUCCUGACUGUCUCUCCUGAGAGAGCAUUCGCUGAUUUCCUCUUUGCUCACACCAUUCUGCAUUUAGUGAUCGUCAAUUUCGUUGGCUGAAGAUCUGAAGACCAAAUGCCGCAGCUUGUGUACAGAACAGCUACAAACAAACAACUGUCUGCAGAUCUCUCAAUGUUAAUCUAUGUUUUGACAGAACUGUCAUUUAUGAUACGUUCUUGUCUUGUUUCUUCAUUUUUCUACUUUUGUAAAAUUCUCUGCAAGUUGUUGAAAUGAAUGAAAUGCCUAAAAAUUCA
This is a messenger RNA of Carassius gibelio (silver crucian carp), 631 nucleotides long. It is a transcript of the gene dad1, whose product is annotated as defender against cell death 1. The coding region runs from base 96 to 437 and encodes 113 amino acids. Gene Ontology annotation, cellular component: membrane; oligosaccharyltransferase complex. The transcript has 3 exons. Gene Ontology annotation, biological process: protein N-linked glycosylation. Lineage: Eukaryota; Metazoa; Chordata; Actinopteri; Cypriniformes; Cyprinidae. The record is from RefSeq and is a predicted model, not a curated record.